Messenger RNA from Trachymyrmex cornetzi, 559 nucleotides. RefSeq lists its product as uncharacterized. Bases 134 to 559 code for a protein of 141 amino acids. The record is from RefSeq and is a predicted model, not a curated record. The transcript is spliced from 4 exons. NCBI's taxonomy places the organism in Eukaryota, Metazoa, Arthropoda, Insecta, Hymenoptera, Formicidae.
AUCGAAAUCUGAUAAGACUUGCUCACCGAAUUUAAUAAAUAUCGGAGAAAAACGCUAAAAUACCUUCGGUCUUCAUUUCUCACACGAAGAAAUCUACAUAAUUGCCGCAUUUUUAAAAAUAUAUAUAGUUUCAAUGGAAUCUUUUGGUAACAUGAAGAAUUCUAAUGACGAAUCUGGAUCGUCGAUCCUGCCGCCCAUACGAUCUGCGGAACGUCGAACCUUUGAUAAAAAAAUCGAUUCCGUUGAGGUAUUGACCCCCCUGAUUGAUGAAUUUUCAUUUCAUGAAAGUGUGAAACGAAACGACGGUAGAUUUAAUCAAGACUCUACAUUGAAGAAACGCGAUGUUGAUGAAAUGACAUUCAAGAAAUUCGAAGCCUCUCUACAUGAAUACCUUAAGAAGCAAGCACAGUUUUUAUUUUCAAAUAAACAGUUGCCGACGAAACCUACGGAAAUUGAUAUGCAAUUGGCUUCUGUAGCAGAGCGUAUUGAAUUAAGUAAAUAUUUAUUGAAGAAAACCAAGGCUCGCGUCGAUGAUCGUUCGCAAAAAUAUAGCCAAUGA